GUUCAGCCCUUGGGACCAUAACAAGGGAAGGUGCGGAAAAUAUGGAAGGAACUUUGAGUUCAAAGAGCUGGCUUUUUCAGGCGUUUUCUCCUUAAAUUUACUCUUUUCCAGUGACCUUAAAGCUCUCUCGACCCUCCACUGGCUUCCAUACGACUUGUACAUUGGAAAUAUCUAAAUAAGACAGCAAGCCAUGGGAGCUGAGGAAUCACACAUACCACUGAAGCGAGUGCCUCAAAGCUUUGGUUAUUUGGCUGUUGUUUUCAAAAUGCCUGAUAACAUCCAGGUAAUUCAUGGCGGCGAGAAUGAGCAUUCGGUAAUUGAACAUGUCAUCAGUAACACUUGGAAAGAAGGUAUCCAGGCAACGAAACAAAAAUGCGCUGGAAGCGUACUUUGUUUUAAACUGAACGGGCUGCCUUAUGAAACUGGAAUGCUUUCGCUGAACAUUCGUGAAGUUGCUUGUCGGAUACUGCGAUGUCUUCAUAAUAUUGGCUGGCAGUAUUUAGUAGCAGCAAACCUCACAAAAUGCAGACAGUGGUUUACGUUAAUCUUCGUCCACAAGGAAACGCAGCGUAUAAGCCAAGAAUUAGCGUACGUGGCCAUGAGCAGUAACGACAAGCUCCAUUUCUGUAAUCUGCAGCAACACACACUAGAUGAGAUUUGUCAUUCUUUGCGGCAUUCGGAACAUCAACCGGGAAUUACUUUCGAGGACUCAACAGAUGGGCUCAAGAACUAUGAAGUGCAAUUGAACGGUUUACUCUGGAGCUCAACCACAGCUCUUCAUGCAGAGGCUAGAGCUAUAUUGACCAAAAUAUUUAUAGUGAUGAUGAAACGUUACAGCUUUCUUUGUGCCAUGAACCUAAAAAGAACUGAAGACGCGUUCGUCUUUGUUCCAAAGUCUAUCCACUACGAUACAACAACGGAAUUCUUCAUCAUAAGUUUGCGAAAGACUAGCAAAAUACAAGUGUAUAAAGAAGCACCGGAUCAUCUAAUUCCUAUAAUCCAUUUAGCUCUUGUGGAUGCAUUUGGAAAAAUGAGUCACGCUAUAGAAAAGAUAAUAGAUCAUCAGUCAGGAAAAGUCGAAUUCAAGUACAAAUCUCACACAGAAAAAGACCCAGAUGCCCUGUGCACCAUGACAAAAUUCAUCGUUUGUAAGUUGUUAGAAGCCCUAAAAAGUCAUGGCUGGAGUAUCGUCACAGGAUUUGACAUGUCAAGGAAACUGUCGAAUAAAAGUGAACUUCUUUUCCAAAAAAGCUCCCCUCAUCCUGACUGCAAAGUGUUCUGUCUGAGUCCUGUUCGAAAAAGCAAGCUUUGUGUUAUCAAUGCUCCGCCAAAGAUCAUCAACGCUUGUCGUAAAGUGAUCUCCACACGUUGGCAUUUACCACUGAUAUCAGAAACGCAAUAUGCUGUCCCAGCAACAUGCGUUAGUUUUGAAUUGGGCGGCAAACCUUGGAGUGAUUCAAGUGAUUGUGCAUACUUUUCUCACAGUAUGUUUCUUCAUUUGUUGGAGGAAUUCUUCCACAAAGGCUUUAAAAUAAAUCUUACAGCGGACGUUAUACCCGAGUCAAUGGAAUAUGACGAGGGCGUCAGCUCUUCCCAUGAUCCCAAUGCUUGGUGGUUUAUGCUUGAGCCACAAAUAGUGAUGACAGAUGCUUCAUACCCCGGAGAUUGGAAAUCGGAAGUGCCGCCUUUGGCUCAAGUUUUAUCGGAUGAUUUUCGUCAGACACCGGUUCCUGAUGUACAUGUGAACCCAAAUGAACCUCAGAACCGCACUGAACCUAUGAUGCCUACUGACACCCAGCUUUAUGAAGAUUGUCCUCCAAGUUAUGAAAUGAUAAUGAUGGAAAGGGAACAGAAACAAGAUUGAUCAUCUAGAGCCUGGUGUCAAGUUUCUAGGUUUUUACUGGCACACUUUUUCUUGUUUUGGAAAGGAAAACUAAAAUUAAGACAAUUAAAGAAAACGAAGUAUAAUGCA
This is a messenger RNA of Actinia tenebrosa (Australian red waratah sea anemone), 1972 nucleotides long. RefSeq lists its product as uncharacterized. Lineage: Eukaryota; Metazoa; Cnidaria; Anthozoa; Actiniaria; Actiniidae. The record is from RefSeq and is a predicted model, not a curated record.